AUGGCAAAUUGGUGCGAGCUCCAAUAUGACAUGCUGGAAGUUAUUGCACAGCACCUCACCAAGAUUGAAGACUACGUGGCUUUCGGUGCAGUUUGCACCUCAUGGCGAGCUGCGGCGGCAAACAAGAAGAAGAAUUUUAGAGGGAUUCCGUUAUGGAAGCAGAUUCCUUGUCUCAUGGUUGCUGCAAAAGAUGAAAACGAUGUCGGUGAUCGGGAGUUCUACAGUUUGCUGGAGAAUGAAGUUGUGGCCAAAGUGAAUCUACCAAAACUUAAAGGUAAGAGGUGUCUGGAAUCGUUCGGAUGGUUAUUAGUUAUAGAAGAAAAAGGGGACAUGAGUUUGCUGAAUCCCUUCUCGUCGGGUCCCGAAAUUCCGUUACCCAACCAGAAUACUGUUCCAGGGUACGAUCGCUAUGAACCCGAUGCGUUUAUUUUCGUGGAAAAGUUCGCGUUGUCUGCAAGGCCAAGCGAGGCCGAGGAGGAGGACUAUGUGGUAAUGCUCAUUUGUGGAUCCGUUAGAUUCUUGGCAUUCUGGAAGCCAGGGGACCAAAGCUGGAACAGAGUUGUGCUGCGAGUGUCUGUAUACAGCGACGUCACCUAUUACAACGGCCAAAUCUAUGCAGUUGAUAAGAAGGGAAAUGUUGUGGUUUGCAACCCCAAGAUUAAUGGAGAAGCUAGGAUUCUUGCUACUUUAUGCUAUCGCUUUUGGUACCUCAAGCAGUUAUACAUUGCAGAAUCUGAGAGGGAGGAGUCGCUCCUGGUCGUUACUAGAGAUAAUUUCCCCUUUUUUGACGACGACGCGGAAGACCGUGAGCCUAGGUACGGCACUGCUGAAUUUAAGGUUUUUGAGCUGGAUUUAUCGGCAGGAGGAAGAGGAGGAGGACAAGGGGGGUCAUGGUCAUCAUCUCGAUUGUGUUUGAAAGAAAUCAAGAGCUUGGGAAACAGAGCGCUUUUUCUUGGCCAUAGUGCUACAGUUUCGUUUGAGGUCCCUUCAAAUGGUAAACUAGCCCCAGGAAUCAAACCCAAUCAUAUAUACUUCACAGACGAUUGCUGGUUGGGAUACGGCGCCACUGCAGGAGGUGGAGGCAAAGACAUGGGUGUCUACAACAUGGAAACAGGAACCGUCGAGCCCUUUUACCAUGCCCCUAAGGUGCUCAGCUAUAUUUGCCCCUCUGCCUGGAUUACACCCAACUUUUAG
Molecule: messenger RNA, 1194 nt
Organism: Coffea arabica (coffee)
Lineage: Eukaryota; Viridiplantae; Streptophyta; Magnoliopsida; Gentianales; Rubiaceae
Product: putative F-box protein At5g55150
Source: RefSeq, a predicted model, not a curated record